Homarus americanus (American lobster) is the source of this 3673-nucleotide messenger RNA. Its product is annotated as DNA repair protein XRCC3-like. Gene Ontology annotation, molecular function: four-way junction DNA binding; ATP-dependent DNA damage sensor activity; ATP binding. The transcript is spliced from 6 exons. Lineage: Eukaryota; Metazoa; Arthropoda; Malacostraca; Decapoda; Nephropidae. The record is from RefSeq and is a predicted model, not a curated record. Gene Ontology annotation, cellular component: replication fork; Rad51C-XRCC3 complex. The coding region runs from base 237 to 1256 and encodes 339 amino acids. Gene Ontology annotation, biological process: resolution of mitotic recombination intermediates; double-strand break repair via synthesis-dependent strand annealing; telomere maintenance via recombination.
AUACGUGGUAACUACCUGACGUCAAUCCAAAUGUAUCUUUCCAAUAAAUAUAGGUACUAAUAGUGGCUGGAAGUGGCGAAAAGUUUUAUAAAGAAACGAUAAUUUUGAGGAUCCUGGUAACACUUGGUAAAGGCGGGCCAAGCCAAGAGACAGCCCGGGAGUUACGGUCUUCAUGGUGUAGUAGAGGCAGCAGUGGUAGUGAGUUUGGACCCAGCAUAAAGCUUACUACGGCUGUCAUGACUUCAGCCACCGUCGAGGAUCUGUUCAUAAACCCGAGAAUAAUCACACGGGCAAAAAUAAGGGGCUAUGUGUCAUUGUGCAGUAUCUUACGGGCAUCACAGAGCGAGCUCCAGCAAAAAUUAGCUUUAACGGCUGCAGAUGUGGAACAACUGACCACUGCAGCAGCUAACUAUAUACUUCCCCAAAAAUUAUCAGCAUGGGAGAUGCAAAAUACAGACCAAGAAAGAUUCCUUCACAUUACAACUGGGUGCCAUCAGCUAGAUGAUUUCCUCGGUGGUGGAAUUCCCGUCCGAGGCCUGACAGAAGUGACGGGGGAGAGUGGGAGUGGCAAGACCCAACUGGUGCUUCAGCUAGCACUAUAUGCACAACUCCCUCCAAUUAGUGGUGGUCUUGGUAAAGGCGUGGCGUACAUCUGCACCGAGUCACAAUUCUCAUCAAACCGACUCCAGCAGUUGAUAAGCCACAUACGUAACAAGUAUCCAAAAGGUCCCAAGUCUUACACUGAUAAUAUUUUCGUUCAUCAUGUUCCAGACAUGGAUAACUUGGUAGAUUGUGUGCGAUACCAGCUUCCCCAUCUUAUUUCUUCACGGCAUGUGGGUUUAGUGGUGAUAGAUUCUGUAGCUGCUCCAUUCAGAGUUGAAGACAGAAGAGAAAGAAACACAACUUUACUACUCCAGACAUUGGGCUAUAGAUUACACCAGCUGACGUCCUCACACAAUAUUGCUGUUGUGGCCAUUAAUCAGGUAACUGCUGCCAUGGGGAAGCAGAGUCUGUAUGGUCUUGAGGGAAAUACGGCUCCAGCUCUAGGCUUGUCUUGGGCCAAUUUAGUGACAACACGGCUGAUGCUCACUCGGACGCACUCUUUUGUCAGGACUCAUAAAUUAUUACCCCAAACCACUGUUGAAUUUAAUAUACGAAAACUAGAAGUGGUAUUCUGCCCCUGGCUGAGGAGAAAAUCUUUUUCAUUUAUUGUGACUGAAAAAGGAAUUGAGGAUAUUGCAAUGAGUACAGUGUAACUGUAGAAAAUUUCCAUUGAUCCCGUAUCCGAAAUGUUUGGAGCCGAAAGGGUCUUGGAUUGGAUUUUGAAUAUUUUGGGGUUUUGGAAUACUGUACCUACAGUAUAUCCUGUAUAUAGUACAGUACCUGUAUAAUGCGGUAGCUCACCCAGCUGGGAUGGGGCCAAGUCUAUGCACGAAAUUAAUUUAUAUUUCAUUUACAGCGUAUGGAUUCAUAUAGCCUGCAGGUAGUUUUAUAAAAUGCUUUUAAUCAUUUGGUGUAUGAAAUACUUGAUAAGAUGCACACUGAAGACUCAGAAAGGUAAGCAAUCACUACCGUCUGUUUGGCAUUGCUGUGACACCUGACUGUUAGGUGCUAAGCGGCCUGUAUCUUACCUUUGUUCAUUACACAUACCGGUACAUACUUACUCAAAAUCUAUUUCUGUAAUGCCCUAUAAAUGAUCAAAUUACUCUGAAAUAUUGUUAAAUAUCUGAAAUGGUAUAAACUUUUUCACUGUGUUCUUUGCCAAUAAUCCAUUAAUAAUUUUAUAUAAGGUCACUCUCAACAGCUCCCCAGGACAUGCCAGAUAUUUCCACAAUCUCCAAAUCAUCAGAGAAAAGCACUGUAAUGACAACUCAAAUGCUUUCUAGCUGAUUCUUCAGGAUAAUAACCUGAUCAAUUUUUUUUUACCAUAUACCCUGUAGUAUUACAGGGGAUUCCUGGGUUACUAACGGGUUCUGUUCCUGAGGAUGUUCUUAGGUCAGAACACAUGCUAUGUGCGUACAGAACAAUUUUAAAAUCCCACUAUAUCAUAGCCUAAGUCCUUUUAUGCAUCUAAAACCACUCAAUUUAAAACAAAAGAUGAAAUAGAAUGACAAAAUACAGCAAAUGAAAGUAAAAAAUAAGUCAUCAGGUAAAUAAAAUACUGUAAAUUUCAAGUUUAACCUCGUUCGUUUCGGCGGAUGUUCAUAAGUCGGGGACCCCCUGUACUAUAUUGAUGUUUUGCAUAUACAAAUAACUAUUACUAUAACUGCCUAAAUACUGUACGUGGAAAAAUAAGCCAACCAACUAUGUGGUUCCGAAAAGUCGAUUAUUAUUAUAGGAAAAUAUUAUGAAAUAGAUUAAGAUGAAUAAAUUAAUGGAAUAGAAUGUGAAUUAUAAUAAGAUGCUGUAUAAAACUAUGUUUGGGUGCAUAGUCGAGGAGAGGAGGUGGCGGAGUAGGAGAGAAUAACUAACCUCCCACACUCGUCACCCCGCAAUCCCUUUCUAACUACAGUAUGCAGUUUCACCAUAAUUCCCAUGUUAUUUAGGUUCAUUUGGUGCCGGGUUAAUAAAACAUCAAGAAUUAAUUAAUUUUUCCAAAAAUUUCUCUCUCAAUGCUAGAUUAGCUAUUAUGUGUUUAGUAUAUUCCCGGGCCCAGCACGAACAGCUUAUCGGUCUGCUCUCCCUGACAAUAUUGCCAGUGCUCACCAUCUCAAGCACUGGAUUUUUCGGUAAUUCGUGUGACCCAGAGCUCCUUUUUUGUUGAAUUAAUGAGGGUAUAGUGUACUUAAAAGUAUUAUAAAUACCAGUCUGAGGACAUUCCUUAAAAGGGAGAGCACAUCCUAGUAAUGUAAUACAAGUAAACAUACUUUUCCGUAUUAAUGGGAGACUUACCUAGGUUGUAUAGAAGUGGAGUUGUUAUAAUAAAUUAAGAAACGGCCAGUCAGUCCAAUAUCAAAUUACUUUAACAUUCACUUUCGUACUACUACAGAGUAAUUACCCUAAAAUAUGAGUAAAAUAUUCCAAGAAAUCGUUGAAUACUUUAGAUUUUGCAAAAUUUUUGCUUAUCCGGUACCCCAAAUUUCACCCUAAAGAAGAUCUGAUUAUCCAAAAAUGGGGUAUCGCUCCAAAAACUUUUGGAUUUAGGAAUUCUAGAUAAGUGAUGCCCAACCUGUAUUCCUCUUUUGUAAGGGAGUUACAUAGCCUUUUAGGAAGUUAUAGUUACAGAAUAUACUGUAUGUGUUAUAAGGAAAAUAUUUUUUAUUCCAUUCAUAGGAAUGUAGUCAUACAGACUUACUCUAAUGUUUUAUUGCAGUAUUCUUUUCAUAUGGAGUAUAGUUAAGGACCCUACUGGAAAUGGCUUUGUCAGCUGGUCUUGGCAAACUCCCUUACUGUUUGCUGAUGUUGUUUGCCUGCUGUGUCUAAGAUACAUUUGGAAACUGUAUGUGUGCAUGGUCUGUGUACACCAUAUACAGUAACUUUGUUGUCUAUGCACAUGCUGAGCUCUGUAAUAUACAGUACAGUAACUGUGCUUUUCCUUUUCCUUUUAUUCUCUUCGCAACUGAUCGGCUCGUUAGCCGUUUGGGUGGUUGGUCACUUUUCUGUUUAUAGACAGUAAACACUAAGCCAAUUGUAAACUUGUAUUACAAUUUUAUUGAAUAAAUAUUUAUUUUUA